Molecule: messenger RNA, 3370 nt
Organism: Patiria miniata (bat star)
Lineage: Eukaryota; Metazoa; Echinodermata; Asteroidea; Valvatida; Asterinidae
Gene: nek9
Product: serine/threonine-protein kinase Nek9-like
Exons: 23
Coding region: 52-3351 (1099 amino acids)
Biological process (GO): protein phosphorylation
Molecular function (GO): protein kinase activity; ATP binding
Source: RefSeq, a predicted model, not a curated record
AGUGCAGUGCACAGUGCAGUGAAACGCGAACACUACCGAUGUCGGGGAAAGAUGGGGGACUUGUCUACAAAAUCUAACGCAAGUUCAGUGUCUGAAUCUGCCCAAGAAGAGCGCUACAAUCAUGUCAAGGUCCUGGGAAAAGGCGCAUUUGGUGAAGCGGUUCUUUACAAUAAAACGGAGGAUAACUCCUUGGUCGUCUGGAAGGAGAUCAAUUUGUCCCGCGCAACAGAUAAGGACAAACGAGAUGCACAGAAUGAGAUCGAGAUUCUGUCCAUGCUGAACCAUGCUAACAUCAUCACUUACUACAAUCACUUUGUGGAUGAAAGCUCCUUGUUCAUCGAAAUGGAAUAUGCAAACGAUGGAACGCUGUAUCAGAAGAUUGUUGAUCAAAAAACGUUGUUCAAGGAAGAGGACGUUGUGUGGUACUUGUUCCAAAUUGUGUCUGCAAUUGAUCACAUACACGGUAAUGGGAUACUGCAUAGAGAUAUCAAGACAUUGAAUAUCUUCCUGACCAAGCAGAAUCUGAUCAAGUUGGGUGACUUUGGCAUCUCCAAGGUCUUGAAAAAUACAGACGUGGCGGAUACAGUGGUAGGCACUCCAUACUACAUGUCCCCUGAGAUCAUGCGUGGUCAACAGUACGACACUAAAAGCGACAUGUGGGCAACUGGCUGUGUGUUGUAUGAAUUGCUGACACUCAAACGCAGCUUCGAUGCAUCGAACCGUCUUAAGCUGGUGUGGGGAAUCGUUCAGAAUGACAUUGAAACUGACUCACUGGACGCAAGGUAUUCAUCCGAUAUAAAGACCCUGGUCGGCCAACUUUUGUCAAAGGACCCAGAGAAAAGACCUUCAGCAGCUGAAGUAUUGAGGCAUCCAGUGAUACAAGCUGCUAAAGAAAAUAUGGAGAAGAGAGUCUGGACGUUGAAUGCAUCAGCAAGGAAGGCACGGAUAGCUAGCAGUACAGCAGCAGAGACGAUACCAAUAGUCACAUCCAAGACAAGCGAGGUAUACUGUUGGGGAGGUGGUCGAUUAACGCCUAAAAAGCUGGAAGAGUUUACGACGGGGAACGCUGCAUUGCAAGUUUCAGCAGGCAACGUACAUUUUGCAGCAGUCACAGUUGAGAAGGAACUCUUUACUUGGGCUAAUGUACAGGGUGGACAGCCGUUGGUUGGUCAGUUAGGACACGGAGACAAAUGUUUUGGGAAUCCCAAAAGAGUGGACUCUCUACAGAACGUCAAGGCAGUCUCAUGUGGAGAAGAAUUUACCGCAUGCAUCACAGAUGACGGCGAGCUGUACACCUUUGGAUCAGACUACUACGGCUGCCUUGGCUGUGAUAACGCUGAAGGUGAUGAAGUCAAUCAACCUAUCCCGGUCGACUUCUUCAGCGGUAAACCUGUCGAGCAGGUAUCCUGUGGAGAGUGCCAUAUCGUCGCACUGACUAAAGACAGAGAGGUGUACUCCUGGGGCUGUGGAGAGUUCGGUCGCCUUGGGCUCGGCAGUGAAGAUGAUCACAGUUUACCUCAGAAAGUAUACAUCUGCGGCAAUAAAACCAUCCGUUCAGUCUGCGCAGGCUUUGAAGGCACGUUCUUCGUAACCACUGAUGGUAAAGUCUUGGCUUGCGGAAGUAACGAAAACAACAAGCUUGGUUUCAACACAUUCACCAAAGGCCUCCGGAAACGCCAAGUCAAGGAGAAUUAUGAUAUUCCCUGGAAGGAUAUUCCUGCCAUAGUCAAACCACUCAACAGAUACCACAUAACGUCAGUAUCCACUGGAAAGGACCACUCUGCUGUGAUAGAUGAUACUGGUCGGUUAAUCACUUUUGGUCUGAACAAGCAUGGCCAGCUGGGCGUUGGGGAUUGCAAGGAGAGGUCAGGGGUCAGUGUAAUCUCCGGCUUACUCAGCAGUAAGCAGGUACUACGUGCAGCCUGUGGGGAUGGCUUCACAGUUGUUGCAACCAAGGAUAACCAAAUCUACUCCUUCGGGAACGUGGACAGCGGCCGACUAGGCAUACCUGUGGACCCGAGCCUCACCCAUCGCAAGAAGAUGGCUGUGCCUACACCCAAACCCAUAUUUGGAGCGCUGCACUUUGUGUCCGAUAUAUCGUGCAGACAUUGGCACUGUAUUGUCAUCGUGGAAAAAGUUCUGAAAAUGAAAACUAUUCGCUCCCCCUACCAAGACAGCUUCACUUCAAGUAGAGGGGUGGGGGUAGUCUCUCAGAUAUCAUCAGAACCCAGUCAAGAUGACAGCGUCUUCACCAGUGAAAGUUUCGAUACGGAUAAUGCUGACAUUGAGGGCGUUGUUACGCAUGAUGAAGAGGAGCCGGAUGGGCUUGGUGUGACAGGCUCUAGCGUGCCCGACUCGGGAAUGGGUGAUGACAGUAUGCCGCCCUGGUUAGCUGUGGAGCUGCAAAACGCCGAAUUUAUACCCAUGCAAAGCAAAAACGAGGCACAGGCUGAGCCUGCAAACCAGGCAGUUAGUGACCAGCAUAAUUCGGAUGAGCAUCCUACUCACAAUCUCCCCGCAGGCCUGCCACCAGCAAUGUUGUCUUCAUCCAACAACCAGAAGUCUUUGAAUGCCAGUUCCAUAUCGGUGGGGUUGGCUGCCAGCCAAGCAGGCCAUGGUCUGCCCCCCUCUGUACCUCCUCUGUGCCUGGAUGGCCUGUCGGGAUCUGGAGACUCCCUCAGACUCCAGAUGAUUCGGGACAGGGAGAGAGAUGGCGAGUUGGAGGCGCUCAAUCAGCGUGUUGUUCAUCUAGAAGCGGAAAACAAGACAUUGCAGCAAAGAGUAGCAGAACAGGAUGCCAAGAUACAGGCUUUGGAGAGGCAGAUGGCGCCAAUACUUCGUAGAGACCAGAAGUUCUGGCGAAGUUUCGGUACCUGGGAGAAAGAAUGUCGAGCUGCCAACAGCAUGAGUGCGACGCAACAACCACUUCCCUUAUCACAGAAAGCACGACGAGUCGCCACACGCUCAUCAAGUCUCGUAGUGUACCCAACCCACAAACAUAAACCCACCUACGAUUAUGAGUCCAUAGUCCAUGAAAUGAUUGGCAGGAAAGGCAAAACCAAGAAACAAACAUCAGGCACAACCAAGAAAGUGAACAGAAGUGCUCAUCGCACUGAACAAAUUAAUAAAGGGCCAACGAAGAAGUACAUGCACCAGUACGUACAGACAGAAUUACAAGACACCGAUGAUCAUACUCAGAGACACGGAGGCCACGACCGCACGGACAGACACCCUCAUAGACCUGGUUAUAAAUUCUCCUCGCCCAAGAGAGUCCUCUAUAGACCCAUAAACAUUGAUAAUCCCCAAUGUAGAAGUAAUUCAACGAUAGAUAUCGACAGUGUGGAAAUAUAGCCUGGUUUAGGGUGUGGCG